Messenger RNA from Phragmites australis (common reed), 1204 nucleotides. RefSeq names its product thioredoxin-like 1-1, chloroplastic. Gene Ontology annotation, biological process: cell redox homeostasis. The record is from RefSeq and is a predicted model, not a curated record. The coding region runs from base 117 to 947 and encodes 276 amino acids. The transcript has 4 exons. Lineage: Eukaryota; Viridiplantae; Streptophyta; Magnoliopsida; Poales; Poaceae.
GUGUCUUCUCCAGUUCUCCUCUUCUCCCAUCCAUUUCUCGCGCGCUCUCUUCUCUCUCUCCCGAGCGAGCGAGCGAGCUUGCUGCGGAAGGAUUCAUCCGAGACGGCGAAGCUGCCAUGGCUGAGGCGUUGUUCAACGGUGUAGUGGCGUCGCCGUGCGGUGGCGACGUGGGCGCGGGGCUCGCCGGCCGGGUGAGGGGCGCCGCGGCGGCGCUCGCCGAGUCCGUGCCGAUCGGCGGGUACAGCACCAAGGGCUCGUUCUCCGCCGGGAGGAUGGCGGUUUGGGACAGGAAGGCGAGGCCUCUGCCUCGGAGCCUCGAAGCGGCGCCUGGACAGAUGAACCUGACGAUUGCGAAGGCCAUGAGAUGGUGGGAGAAGGGGCUGCAGCCCAACAUGCGGGAGAUCGAGUCCGCGCAAGACCUCGCCGACUCCCUGCUCAACGCCGGCGACAAGCUCGUCGUCGUCGACUUCUUCUCCCCCGGCUGCGGUGGCUGCCGUUCCCUACACCCCAAGAUUGCCCAGUUUGCCGAGAAGAACCCGGACGUGAUGUUCCUGCAAGUGAACUACGAGACACACAAAUCCAUGUGUUACAGCCUGCAUGUACAUGUCCUCCCUUUCUUCAGGUUCUACAGGGGAGCUCAGGGCCGGGUCAGCAGCUUCAGCUGCACCAAUGCAACUAUCAAGAAGUUCAAGGACGCGCUCGCGAAGCACGGACCGGACAGGUGCAGCCUCGGCCCUGCACGGGGGCUCGAGGAGUCGGAGCUCGUGGCCUUGGCUGCAAACAGGGACCUGCAAUUCACCUACGAGAAACCGGGCCUUGUCCCAAUUGCAGAAGCCAUUGCGAAGGAAGCUGCUCAACCCGGAGGGCCGUGGGUUCCUUUGCCUGCGACCGCGACGCAGCUGCUCACUCAGGGAUCUGAGAGCUCGUUGUUGUCGUCUGGAAGAUAGGCAGUGGUUUCAUGUCCAUUGUUUGUACAGAUUUACUAAUUCUUGGUCUGAUGUAUGUGUGACAUAUUGAGAUGCAGAUGUGCAGGCUUAGGCUUUUAGUUUAUAAGCCUGCUGAUUACUACUCCAUUGUGUAUGUGUUGUAGUAGCUGGUCCUUGCUCAAGCAUAAAAGUCCUUGCUUGAGGACCCAUGUCUGUAUGCAUUGAGAAUUCGUUCCUUCAUGAUCGAUUAUCUAUCUGCAUGCUUGAGCUACCCGUUC